AUGCAAUCGAUGCGCUUCAUCAUCCUGGCCCUGCUUCUGCAGGUCCUCCCAGCAUGGGCAAUAAACGACCCGGCCAAAUCAGCCACCCCCUACCACGAUGAAUUCCCCCUCUUCCGCAGCGCCAACAUGGCCUCGCCGGACAAACUCUCAACAGGAAUCGGCUUUCAUUCCUUCCGCAUCCCCGCCGUGAUCCGCACCACGACCGGCCGCAUCCUCGCCUUCGCCGAGGGCCGCCGGCACACGAACCAGGACUUUGGCGACAUCAACCUCGUGUACAAGCGCACAAAGACAACCUCGAACAACGGCGCCACCGCCUCGGACUGGGAGUCCCUGCGCGAAGUCGUCGGGUCCGGCGCAGGCACCUGGGGCAAUCCCACCCCCGUCGUCGACGCCGACAACACCAUCUACCUGUUCCUCUCGUGGAACGGCGCAGGCUACAGCCAGCACGGCAACGACGCCCUGCCCGACGGCACGGUGACCAAAAAAAUCGACUCGACCUGGGACGGCCGCCGCCAUCUGUAUCUCACCGUGUCGACCGACGACGGGAACACCUGGUCCCAGCCCGUUGAUCUCACAACGCAACUCACCCCCACCGGCUGGGCCUGGGACGCCGUCGGCCCGGGCAACGGCAUCCGCCUGACGACGGGCGAGCUGGUCGUGCCCGCCAUGGGCCGCAACCUCGUCGGGCGCGGGGCACCGGGGAACCGCACGUGGAGCGUGCAGCGGCUGGGCGGGGCCGGGGCGGAGGGGACGAUCGCGCAGACGCCGGACGGCAGGCUGUACCGCAGCGACCGGCCCAGCGCCAAGGGGUACCGGAUCGUGGCGCGGGGGACGCUGGACGGCGGGUUCGGGGCGUUCGCGACGGACACGGGGCUGCCGGACCCUGCGUGCGAGGGGUCGGUGCUGCGGUAUAACAGCGAUGCGCCGGCGCGGAUGAUCUUUCUGAAUUCCGCGUCUGGGACGAGUCGGCGGGCGAUGCGCGUGCGGAUCAGCUACGAUGAGGACGCGGGCAAGUUCGAUUAUGGGCGGAAGCUGGGGGAUGCGCCGGUUAGCGGGGCGGGAUAUGAGGGGGGGUAUUCAAGUAUGACCAAGACAGGGGAUUACAAGAUUGGGGCGUUGGUGGAGAGCAAUUUCUUCAAUGAUGGGACGGGGAAGAAUUCGUACCGGUGUAUCCUGUGGAGGAGGUUCAAUCUGUCGUGGAUCCUGAAUGGACCGAACAAUUAA
Messenger RNA from Aspergillus thermomutatus, 1224 nucleotides. RefSeq names its product putative extracellular sialidase/neuraminidase. Gene Ontology annotation, molecular function: exo-alpha-sialidase activity. NCBI's taxonomy places the organism in Eukaryota, Fungi, Ascomycota, Eurotiomycetes, Eurotiales, Aspergillaceae. The record is from RefSeq and is a predicted model, not a curated record. The transcript has a single exon. Gene Ontology annotation, biological process: ganglioside catabolic process; oligosaccharide catabolic process. The coding region runs from base 1 to 1224 and encodes 407 amino acids. Gene Ontology annotation, cellular component: intracellular membrane-bounded organelle; cytoplasm; membrane.